GCGGGGAAGGGCCGCGGCCGCUGGGUACAUCAUCCUCGAACAUCGAUUGGUUGUGCAGCUAUUGAUAAAUAUUGAUAAACUAAUGAAGAACUGGUUGUUAUCACCUCUGCAGUACUUUGGGUAAACAUCAGAUGGUGCACUUCUUGUACAAAGGAACUGGAGAAAUGGCCACUACACAAUCUGUCUUCACAUUUGCUCUCUGCAUUUUAAUGAUAACAGAAUUAAUACUGGCUACAGAGAGCUAUUAUGAUAUCUUAGGAGUUCCAAAAAAUGCAUCUGACCGCCAGAUCAAGAAGGCAUUUCACAAGCUGGCUAUGAAAUACCACCCAGACAAAAAUAAGAGUCCUGGAGCAGAAGCAAAAUUUAGAGAAAUUGCUGAAGCAUAUGAAACAUUGUCAGAUGAGAAUAAACGAAGAGAAUAUGAUCAGCUUGGCCGUCAUGGAGGAAGAGGAAGUAAUGGAAGCCCGUUCCAUCAGUCUUUUAAUUUCAACUUUGACGAUCUCUUCAAAGACUUUGACCUAUUUAGUCAAAACUCGCGGUCAAAAAAGCACUUUGAAAAUCACUUCCGAAAUCAUCGGGAGGCUCAUAACCGGCAAAGACGUUCUUUCCAAGAGUUUUCUUUUGGAGGUGGGCUGUUUGAUGAUGUGUUUGAAAAUAUGGAAAAGAUGUUUUCAUUCAGUGACUUUGAAAAUGCACACAGACACGCGGUGCGAACUGAUGCCAGGUUUCAUGGAUCCAGCAAGCACUGCAGGACUGUCACUCAGAGACGAGGAAACAUGGUUACCACAUACACCGACUGUUCUGGACAAUAAUGUUUCCUUUCUUCUAAACUUUUCUUCUUUACUCAACAUCUUCAUAAUCUUUCUUGGUUUUGUGCUAACAUGGAAGAAAUUCUCUGAACUGUAUUUUCUAAAAAACACUUAAACUACUAUGAAGAGGUUGUAAAUGAAACUAAUCUUCAGAAUAGACAACAUGCUGUUGGGAAAUAAAUGUGUCAACAACUACUUAGAAUGGUAGAGAAAUAUUCUCAUGUGACAGAAGAAAUUAUAUUUCAGUUUAGUGAACACUUUCCCUAAAUUUGAGUGCAAGAUAUAUAUUUUUCAUUUCAGAAGUGUAAUAUAAUUUUUUUUCUUAGAAGCCAGUUCAGGACUGAUUGAAUUACUGGUGUGUAGGUUGAAGCAGAGGUGAUACUUUAAUUUUUGACAUGCUGCUUUUUUUUCAAUCGUUUUUUUUCCAAGUUUGCACUUGCAGUUUUUACCUGAUACAGAUUUACUGUGCAAAUUACGUAAUUUACACAAAAUAGCAGCAGAAAUUACUUCCCUGGGUCUUUGUUUCUCUAGCAUUGCAAAAUAUCAUAGCAAAACUCUUACUUUUUGAAGUUGGAAAUAGCAAUGGAAUAUGUGAAGACUGUGAGUGAUGUAGGAAUUAGUUUUUUUUCUGUGUUGGCCUGAAACGAUAUUAGGAUUUGAAUAACCCUUGACUUAUUGAGGGGACAUAGGGAUAUUCAUGUAUGUACGUUUGUGUGCACACAAAGUUUUUGUUUUGUUUUUUUCCCCCUCCUUCCACAAUACAAAUAUCUCUCUAACAGGAUUUGGAAGGGCACACCCAAAACACUCUUAUUUUAGGCUUACUAUAUCACCACGUGUGCAAUGUACUUUUUAUGACUCACUUUAUUGAACUAAAAUAUCCCUCUGAGAUCUUAGGAACUUCAGUAAGAUAAGCUUUCCUGCAGAUUUGUAGUGCUCCUGAAAGGGUCUUAGUAAAAACUACAGUGUUUAGAUUGGCAGAUUUAUUACCUGUCAACAGGAAUUUUUCAGUGUUGUGAUUUGAAUGGUAAAUUCUUAGCCGAACCACAGAGUAAAACUGAAAAUUACAAUUCUUGUAUUCAUUCAAUGCUUUGUGGUGCUGAAAACUGCUAAUAAGGACAAUACUAAUGGGUAUUGAUUUUACCACCAUGGAAACCCACAACCAGUGCAAACUACUUAAAACUAAAAAGGGGAAAAAAACCACCAGAAAAUGCUGCACAACCAAACCCCCAAAUACUUUAGCUGAUGUCAGUCAAAAAGUUCUGUUGUAACUUAGUUUAACUAGUAACUUUUGCUUAACUAGUCAUACAGGUUCAGUAUGUUAAAUUGGCUGUCCCUUUAGAACUUCAAGGUAAGAAUUUACCUUUCAGGUUGAUUGCAUGAGCAAAAUAAGCAUUUUAACUAGCAGUGUUCUAAAUAGGCUUUGAGUUCUUAAAAUCUUUAUUAAGAGAUUUAACCCUUUGCUUCUCAGAUGGAUAUUGAAAGCUGCCUAUUCGUUAAGGAACUUUAGCCUUCCACUCAAGUGUACAUAUUAUUGCUUGUUCAGUUUUCAUUGCCUAAUCCUUGGAAUGGAUUGUUGCGCUAUAUAAAGUGCUUUUCCUUUUCCAUGUUCUUCUUUAUUUAUUAAUAGACUAAUACCUCAUAUAUGGUCUUUAUUAAAAGCCAGUAAUUUGUGCAACAUUAUCGGAAUGUGCAAUAUUCUUACAGUAAGAAAAGUACUGGAUUGAGUGUGUUUGUUUUUUUUUCACCCUUUUCUUUGUAAGUAGAGAUUUUUGUUUCUUCUGUAUAAUUAAUAUAUGAUUCAAGCAAAAAUUGUACUUUGUGUAGAUUUCUGCAUUUAUUUUCUUCAACAUUUCUUUAACACAGGACUCCAUUAGUGCUGUGCAUGAAUCAAGCUGUCUGCCCAAUUCAUAUCAUAUGGGCAUCCAAGUGAACAAAUUAUUAACUUGAAGUUAUUGCUUACUUUCACAAUGAUUAAGUAUUAAACAUGAGAGUGCUUGUGAAUGUCCUUUGAUGGGAGGCAACUCUUGAAGUGGGAUUUUUAUUAAUUAAAAAAAAAUUGGAAAUAUGAGAAUGAGCAAUUCACUUAGGUCCCUUCCUGAGCUCUAAAUUAGAGGGAAUGAAAACUAAAAUUAACACUAUCAAUUGUAGGAAACACAUUUCACCCUGAAAAUUCAAGUCAUUUAAGUGACUGUAUAAGUCCACAAUCUUUUGAGCUAAACUAUUAGGUGAAAAUAAAGGUCCUGGCUGCUUCUAGACUAGUUUCCCCUCUUUAAGAAUGCUCCAAACUUAGUAUAUAAGUGUGCUUGUUUUCCUGAUCUCUUGUAAAGUGCAAGAAAACCAAUAGUGUUGCUAUUUUUAUAUCUGAUCCACCUUAAAAAAGCUUCUCUCUAGUCUAUUUUAACUUGAUUUCAUGUUAUUUCUCCUAAUUACUUAUUCAUGGGAAAAACAGCAAAUGCUUUCCAUUAUUUCUAUGGCUUCUGCAAGACACCUUUCUGGUUGUUUUUGUUGUCGAUCCAAGGUCAAAUCCACAGAGACCAAUGUAUGACUGUCCCUGUGGUUUUCUAUGAUGGGUUUGCUUUGAAUAGGCUUUAGCUGGGGAAACUUGGACAGGCUUUCCUCAGCCAAGAGUCUUCACUUUCAUGGCCCUCAGAACACAAGCUUGCAAAACAUGUUGUGCUGCUCACUUAAUCGGAGCUCUUGCACAUUCUUUCCCUAUUUAUAGUGUUUGCUUCAUGGCAGGCUCGAGCGGAAGUCCUGUUAUAACCUUAUGACACCCCUGACUUCAGAGUUUCUUAAGUGCCAUCUUUGAUCUCUCUUUAAAUCUUAUGAAAAUACCCAACAAAAUCAGCUUUUGUUAGACAAGAGUGAAAAAUAAAAUCCUGAACAAUUUUUUGAAAGUAAUUUAUGCAUAUGUAACUCCAAAUGAUUUAGUUUUUAAAACUGCCAUCAAAGUGUUUUUUUAUGUUUAUUUUCUUCCCAUUAUACUUUGGAAACACAGUAUGUAGUGGAGAUGAAAGUACUGUAAAGUUAGAGUGCCAUUACAUUAAACACAUGAAAAUUAA
Messenger RNA from Lonchura striata (white-rumped munia), 3871 nucleotides. RefSeq names its product DnaJ heat shock protein family (Hsp40) member B9 (gene DNAJB9). Gene Ontology annotation, biological process: ERAD pathway. Gene Ontology annotation, cellular component: endoplasmic reticulum. Gene Ontology annotation, molecular function: protein-folding chaperone binding; misfolded protein binding. NCBI's taxonomy places the organism in Eukaryota, Metazoa, Chordata, Aves, Passeriformes, Estrildidae. The record is from RefSeq and is a predicted model, not a curated record.